GACAGAAUUGAUGAAUGGAAAACAUCUGCAUAUAAUUAAUUGUUUCAGAUGAUUUUAUUAUACUAAGACUUCUAAAUAGUGUUUGUUAAUGACAGAUUAAGUUUCUGUUUGAUUAGAGAAAUUUUCGAUUAAUCAAUAUUUAUUUGAGGUGGCUUAUGUUUGUGGCCAUCCUUGCACGCCAUAUUUUUUCCAAAAAUCAAACCUCAUACUUCUCCUCUCCAUUUAUCUGACCUUCGUCCUUCAAAACCCUUACAACCUGCCGCAGCCACUGACCAAUAACUGCCACCUUCAUCCUUCACAGACCAUCUGGCCGUCAACUCCAUCCAGGCAGCUACUGCCAGCCCACCGAACUGCCUUAGCCAGCCAUCAAACCAUAGGUAAUCUGAAGUUUCCAGUCUCGUUUCCAGCGAAGGUUUCUACAGACAAAUGGCUGCCAGUGAAUCUGGCAUAGCCAAUACAGCUGAAAGAACUAAUGAUUCUUUAAGACGAACGUACAGUGCUGGUUUAUGUAUUGGAGGGCAUCCAACAGGUGGUAUUCCACUUUCUGUAGAAAAUACGGGAGAAAAUGGGGCAGAUAACAGUCAGCUAAUGCAUAAUGUGUCAAUUGCAAGGACUAACAGCAGUGGGGCCUCUCUUAGAAGGUUAUUUAGCAUGUCAAAUUCUUCUCAACCUCAGUUUGAGGAAAACCUGGAAAAUGAAAUCGUUUCACAGGCUGGAGAUGUUGGAGACAAGAUUUUUAGCAGAAGAGGAAGCGAGAGCGAGAGUGUCCGAUUUGCCAUGGAACAAGGGAUUGUUUUUCCUAUUCCGGAAGACCUUUUGGUUUCUUAUGGAUUUUGGUCUCGUGAUAAUUUCAAUGUUAACACGAUCUCUCCAGCAUCGCCAUUAGUGUCUGAUAUUGUUACUCCACCUUCUACGAAUGCUCUUUUGCACAAGAAAGAAGAAGAAAAGAAAAAGCUGCCAACUUUUGUUGAAUAUUGUUCCUACCUCAUACAUUUGGCUGUCUUUGGAAUUUUUGGGGUCCUAACCAGGUAUCUACUGCAGAAACUGUUUGCGUCCAAUGUUCAUGUGACAAGUGAUGGGAGCAUCCUAUAUCUCGAUCUUCCAUCAAAUAUGGUUGGUUCUUUCCUAAUGGGAUGGUUCGGUGUUGUAUUCAAAGCCGACAUAGUUCACAUAUCAGAUCAUCUAGCAGUUGGACUUAGCACAGGUUAUUUAGGAAGCCUUACCACUUUUAGUGGCUGGAACCAGAAAAUGUUGGAGCUUAGUGUCAAUGGGCAUUGGGUUUUUGCUGUGUUGGGCUUUGUAAUAGGAUUGUUUCUUGCUGCUUAUUCAAUCAUUUUUGGAAUUGAGACAGCAAAUGGUCUAAAGUGGAUUCUCGGAACGAUGGGAAAAAGAUCUAGUUUGAGGAACUUCAGAGUGAAUAGCCUGAAGAGUCACGUAAUAGUUCUAUCAAUGUUAAUAUUGGUAUGGGGUGGUUUAUGGACUACAAGCGGAAUCUUAGAGAAGCAAGAGUUUAAAAACGGUGGAAGUGAAGCUCAACUUUGGUUGGGUUGCCUUGUCGGUCCCUUGGGGGUUUGGUUAAGGUGGUGGCUUGCUCGGUUAAAUGGACGUGGGUUGGGGCAAGCAGGAAGAUGGAAGUGGAUUCCAUUCGGGACUUUGGCUGCUAAUGUCUCCGCAACAUGCGUAAUGGCAGGUCUGGCUACAUUGAAGAAAGCGGUGAAAACCAAGAAUUGUGACACAAUUGCAUCCGGGAUACAGUUUGGACUAAUGGGAUGCUUAAGCACUGUCUCCACAUUCAUGGCGGAAUUUAACGCAAUGAGAAUGAGUCCUCAUCCAUGGAAGGCAUACGCUUAUGCAUUCAUCACUAUCGUCAUUUCAUUUCUCUCGGGAACUUUGAUUUACUCGGUACCUGUGUGGACAUUGGGCUACAAUUAGAGUUUUUUGUUAGGAUUUUUUGGAAUUCCUCAAAAGAUAGUUUCUUCAAAAUAUUUACAAAAUUCAAAUUUUUUGGUGUAAACAUAAUUUAUGUUAGAUAGGCAAUUACUUCCUGUCUAAUGUAUAGUUGAAACUCAUUUUAAAUCUUUCAGAUAGUGUACAGCAAUAUAUACAAAUCUAAAGUGCCAAUCUCC
Molecule: messenger RNA, 2126 nt
Organism: Amaranthus tricolor (Joseph's coat)
Lineage: Eukaryota; Viridiplantae; Streptophyta; Magnoliopsida; Caryophyllales; Amaranthaceae
Product: fluoride export protein 1
Exons: 7
Coding region: 427-1932 (501 amino acids)
Biological process (GO): fluoride transmembrane transport
Cellular component (GO): membrane
Molecular function (GO): fluoride transmembrane transporter activity
Source: RefSeq, a predicted model, not a curated record